UCACGUGGGUUCCAGCAAGUUUCCGUGUUUACAGAGCUCAGACUGUAGUGGCGUGUCGGUGUUGAGUUUCAGAAGAGGAUGCUGUGCGGUCAUGGCGUUUUUAAAGACACAAGAACGAACUAAAGAAAGGUUUUCUCUCUUGUUGCUGGAUUUGGAGGAAUAUUAUUUUGAGCAGCACACUGCGUACCACGGGACAAGCACUUUAAAAAAGGAGAGAAAAAUCAGAGGUUCAUUCAAGAUUUGUUCCAAAUCUAUCAUAUUUGAUCCAGAGGAGCUUGCAGAGCCGAUUAUAAAGAUUCCUCUGCGAGAUUGCAAGAAGAUUGAGUUUGAGGAGGAAGAGAAGAACCCUUUUAAUGAGCCUAGGCCAUCAGCAAUAUCUGUUUUAUGCAGGCAGGUUAUUUACAUCAAGGAAAGCAAUGUUAUCGCGCCUUACAGAAAUGAGAGGGAAGAAAAGAAGCUGACCUUUCAGUUAGAAGUUUGGAGUAAAACGGAGGAUGUUGUCCAGACGAUACUUCAGCUCCACAGGGCUUCCUGUUUGGAAAAACUUGGGGACCAGACUGCAAUGAUUGCUGCCAAUCUGCAAUCACGAAUGGCAAGGUCUUCAUUUGACAAAAACUGCUUUCAGAGUGUUACUGAGAUGCCUCACAUGGAGUGUGCAGUGGAGAUGGUCAUGCCUCUGGUGUGCAAUCCAGGCCAUGUCUGUGUAACAAAUAAAAACCUCUACUUCCAGCCUCUCAAUGGAUAUCCGGAAAAUGUGAUUCAAAUAAAGCUGCACGAAGUCAGGAGAAUCUACAAAAGACGGAAUGGCCUUAAACCCCUUGGUCUGGAGGUUUUCUGUUCUGAGAACGACUUCUGUUCAGACAUAUACCUGAAGUUUUACAGCACGGCCGACAGAGAUGAAAUCUACUACUACAUCGCAAGUUUCCUGGAGAACCACAUGACCGAACACACAGCAGAGAGUUACAUGUUGCAGUGGCAGCGCGGCCAUCUCAGCAACUACCAGUAUCUCCUCCACCUGAACAACCUGGCUGACCGCAGCUGCAACGACCUCUCGCAGUAUCCCGUCUUCCCCUGGGUCAUUGCUGACUAUGCCAGCACGCGAUUAGACAUGACUAACGCUGACACAUUCAGAGACUUGAGCAAACCUGUGGGAGCCCUGAACAAAGAGCGACUGGACAGGCUGCUGGCUCGCUACAGAGGUAUGCCUGAACCUUGCUUCAUGUACGGCAGCCAUUACUCAUCUCCAGGCUACGUCCUUUUUUACCUCGUCAGAGUCGCUCCAGAGCACAUGCUGUGUCUCCAGAAUGGCCGCUAUGACAAUGCUGAUCGAAUGUUUAAUAGCAUAGGUGAAACGUGGAAAAACUGCUUGGAGGGAGCAACUGACUUCAAGGAGUUGAUCCCAGAGUUUUAUGGAACUGACUUCAGCUUCCUGGAAAAUGCACUGAAUCUUGAUUUGGGAAGAAAGCAGAAUGGAAGUUUAGUUGGUGAUGUUGUUCUCCCACCGUGGGCCACAGACGCCAGUGAUUUUCUGGAAAAGCAUAGGGCCGCCCUGGAGAGUCAGUAUGUGUCAGAACACCUUCACGAGUGGAUCGACUUGGUGUUUGGCUUUAAGCAGAGAGGCAGUGAAGCUGUGGCAGCUCACAAUGUGUUUCACCCACUGACCUAUGAGGGAGGGAUCGACUGUGACAGCAUUGAGGACACUGAUCAGAGAAUCGCCAUGCUGACACAGAUCCUGGAGUUUGGCCAGACGCCCAAACAGCUGUUCACCAGCCCUCACCCUCAGAGGAUCACCCCGAGGUUUCAGAACAUUACGCGAAGCCCCAGCAUCAACGCGCCUGAUGGCGAACUCUCUCCAGCCUCUCAGGGUGAGGACUCGUCCUUCGAAGAUCUCACUGAGGAGGGCAGGAAGUUGGCCUGGGCAAACAUGGAAAGUUUGAAACCCAUUUCCAGCUGCAAGAUCCAUAAAGAAGCUGUGACGGGCAUUGCUGUGUCGCAAGAUGGAUCAGCUAUUUUCUCCACAUCUCAAGACUCAACACUUAAAAUGUUUUCCAAGGAGCUGAAAGACUUCCAGAGAAGCAUGUCCUUCUCUAACAUGGCAUUGUCAUCAUGUUUAAUACUGGCAGAUGGUAAAACUGUGGUCUGUUCUUCGUGGGACAACAAUGUUUAUUUCUACUCCAUCCCGUACGGCAGGCGGCAGGACACUCUGAUGGGUCAUGAUGAUGCUGUCAGUAAAAUGUGUUGGUUUGAUGACAGACUCUACACAGCAUCCUGGGAUUCCACCGUCAAGGUCUGGGAGUGUGCUUCUGAAAGCUUAUCCACUCACAAGAGAUCCCAGUUUAAUUUGCUGGCUGAGUUGGAACAUGAUGCUGGGGUGAAUACGGUGGGUUUGAAUCCAGCUGGGACUCUGCUGGUGUCUGGCUGUAAAGAUGGGACCGUCACCAUCUGGGACACCAGCAGCUACGGAGCUCUGCAGCAAGUCCACUGCCAUGCUGGGACCAUCCACCACACAGCUUUCAGUCCUGAUAGCCGACACGUUCUCAGUGUCGGUGCCGACUCCUGCAUGAAGGUUGUCGACGUCCAGACGGGAAUGGUGAUCUCCUCUGUGAAAGCUGAGGAGGAGCAGAGGUGUUUCUGCUGGGACGGAAACUCGGUGCUGUGUGGGGGAAAGUCUGGUGACCUCCUUCUGUGGGACCUUCUCACCAACACGGUCACCAAGAGGAUCUCUGCACACUCAGGCGCUGUCACAGCCAUGUGGAUGAGUGAGCUGUGCACCACAGUGAUCACAGGCGGAGAGGACCGACAGGUAAUCUUCUGGAAGCUCCAGAGUUAAAGUUCAGACUCUGCUGGGGAGAUAAAGACUCAGUGCAAUAUACUGGACAACACAAGCCAAGUAUCCUGCUGACUGCCUUUGAAAAGAGACUCAUGAAAACACACUGUAAAUGGACAGCGUCUCAGAGGAGUCGGCGGGGGACGACUGCAAAGUCUCAGAACUGUUUUUAAUCCGAAACCAAGCAAAAGGUCACAUGCAGUCUUGUUAGUCGUCAUUAUUAUUCGCAUAUUUGGAGAAAAUGUCCAUUCGCAGUUUUGUGCAUGAGAGAAGGAAGCAGGCGUGUACAUGCCUGAUAUUUUUCCCUUCUGUUUGUAGCCCGUUAUACUUAUGUGUGCCCCAAUUUAUUAAUUGUUAUACAUCAUGUUGCUGUGCUCUUUCUGACCUCCCUCCACAGCUCCUUAAAGGAUGCAGCAGUUAUCGUUAAUGGAUGGAUGGUACACUGCUUUUUGUUGUUUUUUUAAAAUAAGCAGUCAUGUUUCACUUGCUUUAUAUGCAUUUUAAGCUUGUGCAUUUUCAAUUUACAGUGUCUAUCAGAGCUUUAUGGUGCUCAGGUAUUACUAUAAUUAUUAAAUCAUGGUUGC
This is a messenger RNA of Archocentrus centrarchus (flier cichlid), 3411 nucleotides long. It is a transcript of the gene nsmaf, whose product is annotated as neutral sphingomyelinase (N-SMase) activation associated factor. The record is from RefSeq and is a predicted model, not a curated record. The transcript is spliced from 31 exons. Bases 92 to 2830 code for a protein of 912 amino acids. Gene Ontology annotation, molecular function: protein binding. Lineage: Eukaryota; Metazoa; Chordata; Actinopteri; Cichliformes; Cichlidae.